Plasmopara halstedii is the source of this 1197-nucleotide messenger RNA. Its product is annotated as animal inward rectifier k channel (irk-c) family protein. Gene Ontology annotation, biological process: potassium ion import across plasma membrane; regulation of monoatomic ion transmembrane transport. Gene Ontology annotation, molecular function: inward rectifier potassium channel activity. Gene Ontology annotation, cellular component: plasma membrane. Bases 1 to 1197 code for a protein of 398 amino acids. The record is from RefSeq and is a predicted model, not a curated record. The transcript is spliced from 7 exons. Lineage: Eukaryota; Oomycota; Peronosporomycetes; Peronosporales; Peronosporaceae.
AUGUCGGGUGUUGAGCAACCGCUGCUUUCUGUGACCUCGACCACUGGCGCUGCAUCAUGUCAGACGCAUGCAGUACAACGCACGAGGUUUCUAGAUCGCCAAGGGCGCUUUAAGCAAUCAUUAGGCCACUUUAACGUCAACCGCAAAGGUGGUCAUUGGCGCAGAAUUUAUUGGGAUGAUCCAUUUCACACGGUGAUCAACACUCGCUCAUCAAGGAUAAUCUUGGGCAUCUUUAUUGCAUAUUCUUUUAUCAUUUUGCUUUUCGCGCUGGCGUAUAUGGACAUAUCACUGCGGUAUCCGGCGUGUCAUGUCGGACUUUCGAGUAUCACAGAUGCCUACGUCUUCUCGCUUGAAACCAUUAUGACGAUUGGGUACGGGGCACCAAUGGAUGAUAUUUUUUUUGGUGGAUGUACCUCGAUUGCUACGCUAUUAACUUUCGAGUCAUUUGCUGGCAUUAUUCUUGAUUCAGUAUGUAUCGGCAUCUUCUACGCGCGAUUUGCUCGUGCUAACCAACGGGCAAAUACGAUAAUGUUUUCAAAUUCAGCUGUGAUACGCAAGAUUCGUGGACAUUACUACUUCAUGCUCCAGACAUGCGAACGGCGAAAGCACCAGCUUGUAGAGGCCCAUGUUCGUCUAUACGCUGUACGACAUGAAGUGGGAGAUGAUACCGACGAGCCAAACGAAACAUUGUUCCAAUGCCAUCAGAUGCGAGUGCAGCAGCCUGAUGAUGAUUGUGGCGCGAUGCUGCUCAUGGUUCUGCCGCAGGUGGUGGUGCACCGAAUCGAUCAGUGGAGUCCGUUGUUUCCUCCUGACUGUCUGCCACGCGAUGGUGGAGAUUCGAAAACGUGUGCAAUGUAUCCGAAUCCGACACAGCGGCAAGUGGAUAUUGACAAUGGGAAUCGUGAUGGUGGAUUGCCAGGUAGCACACAACUGUACAAGGAGCCGACAAAAAUGCAAAUCAUGAAUCACCUACGCAAGAGUGGACUCGAGAUCAUCGCUCUCUUGGAAGGUAUUGACAGCUCAACUUCAAAUACCAUGCAAGCACGCAUCUCGUACACUGACGAAGACAUUGCUUGGGAUGCUACCUUUGAGCGCUGUGUUGUCAAAACGUCAAAAGGUCUAUGUAUCGACUUUGAUCGUUUCCAUUUACUGAAACCAGCACCAUUGGAUUCGAUGCGGAAUCAGACAACAGAGUAA